AUGCGAACAUCUCCGAAUGUGAUCAUCACAGGAACCCCCGGUGUUGGGAAAACUGUCCACUGCGAACAACUAGCGCAAGAUACCGGUCUGCGACAUCUGUCAAUCAAUCAGGUUGCAAAAGAUCGUGAUUGCUUCGAGACUUAUGACGAGGAGUUAGAAACCUGGAUUGUGGAUGAGGAUAAGCUGCUGGAUGCUGUUGAAGACGAAAUGCUCCAAGGGGGGCUCUUGAUUGACUGGCAUGCAUGCGACCUAUUCCCUAAAUCUUGGAUUGACCUCAUUGUGGUUUUGCGAUGCCCAUCUACAUCUCUGCUAUAUGAUCGUCUUUCAUCAAGGGGAUAUAAGCAAGCAAAGCUACAAGAAAAUUUAGACGCGGAGAUUUUCGGUGCCUAUCGGAAGAAGCCCGUGAAGCCUUCGACGAAGAAGUUGUGGUCGAGCUAA
Messenger RNA from Aspergillus bombycis, 438 nucleotides. Its product is annotated as nucleoside triphosphates FAP7. Bases 1 to 438 code for a protein of 145 amino acids. NCBI's taxonomy places the organism in Eukaryota, Fungi, Ascomycota, Eurotiomycetes, Eurotiales, Aspergillaceae. The transcript is spliced from 3 exons. Gene Ontology annotation, molecular function: ATP binding; ATP hydrolysis activity; AMP kinase activity. The record is from RefSeq and is a predicted model, not a curated record. Gene Ontology annotation, cellular component: nucleus; cytoplasm.